AUGGCGGAGAGUGAAACAUUUCUUGAGGAUGUCUGUCGCAAAGAGACGCGAGAGUAUAGAAAAAGAAGUUCCGUAGCAACCAGAGAGGAGUGGACGAAAAAGAGAGAGUACAUCCUGUCCCUCCUUGGGUACACUGUGGGCCUUGGGUCUCUGUGGAGAUUCCCCUACCUCUGUAACAGAAAUGGCGGUGGUGCGUUUCUCAUCCCUUACUUUAUCGGAAUUAUCACGUGCUCUGUCCCGCUGUUUUUGCUGGAGAUCACUAUCGGCCAGUUCUCAAGCAGGAGUGCAGGACACGUGUGGGUCCUCUGCCCUCUGUUUAAAGGUAUCGGUAUCUCGCAGGUGUUAUCCUGUGUAUUCGGAAGUGUGCUGUACAAUGUGAUAAUUACCUGGUCCAUGUAUUACAUCUGCAAUUCCUUCUGGGCCGCGUUGCCCUGGACAACGUGUGACAACUGGUGGAACACUCCCUUGUGUGUCAAUAGGCUUGGAAACGUUUCAUCCACCAGCGAGACCCACGCCAACACAACUGUUGUGGAUGAACGCCUUUUCAACUCAGCAUGGAGAAAGACGAAUGCCACAUUGACAGCAUCAGAAGAAUUUUGGCAAUACGGCACACUGAGGGUGUCUAGUGGAGUCGACAGCGUCGGGUCAGUCCAGGUCCAUCUCCUCCUCUGUAACCUUGCUUCCUGGGUUGUCGUGUUCCUCUGUCUCAUGAAAGGCGUCAAGUCUGUAGGAAAGGUGGUUUAUGUGACUGCGUUGAUGCCGUAUAUCCUGCUGACGGUGCUGCUCAUAAGGUCGUGCAUGAUGCCGGGAGCAGGAGAGGGGAUACUUUUCUUCUUACGUCCAGACUUCUCACGACUAGCUUCCGUUCAGGUGUGGCUGGAAGCGCUGCUCCAGGGGUUCUAUUCAACGAGCGUUACCUACGGCGGACUGAUCACCAUGAGCAGCUACAACAACUUCAACAACAGACCAUUGAAAGACUUGGUGUUGGUUACCGUCAUUGGUCAAGCAAGUAGUAUAUUCUGUGGUCUUGUGGUCUUCUCUACUCUCGGCUUCAUGGCGCAUCAGGCGCAGAUACCUAUAUCAGAAGUUGUGUCAUCGGGUUCUGGUCUGGGGUUCAUCAUCUACCCAGAGGCAAUCGCCCAGCUUCCGGUGUCUCAGCUGUGGGCAGUCCUGUUCUUCCUCAUGCUCUUUGUGAUGGGAAUAGAUUCUUUGUUCGGGAUGACGGAAACUAACAUAGCUGGAAUCAUAGACGCGUGUCCAAAACAGCUUCAACAACGGAGGUCGUGGGUCACUGCUGGGGUGUGUCUAGCUAGCUUCGCUGUGUCCAUUCCCUUUGUAACCGAGGGCGGAAUCUACCUCUUCCAGCUGUUAGACUGGUACGCCUCCUCCUUCAACGCACUGCUCAUUGGCUGCCUCGAGUGUGUCGCCAUCAACUGGAUCUAUGGUUCAAAGAGACUCAGCGACGACAUUGAGAUGAUGACAGGCAGGCGAUUUCCAGUGUUGCUUAAAAUCAUGUCAUCUUAUUUGACGCCCUUCAUACUCUUUGCUUCCCUGAUAUGCUCCCUGUUUCUAUAUGACCCCCCGAGCUAUGGCGAGUACAUCUACCCUGAAUAUGCAAAGGUGAUUGGUAUCAUGGUUGCGGUGGUGAUGUCGUUGCCCAUACCUAUCACCUUGGUGGUCCUAGUCGUCAAGGGAAAAGGGAGCCUUUGCGAGCGCCUGAGAUUUGCAAGCAGACCUUCACCCGAGUGGGGACCAUUACGAGCGGAAGACAAGGAGAUAUACCUUCAGAGCAUGAUCACAGAACAUAGUCCACAGAACAUGGUCCACAGAGCAUGAUCCACAGAGCACGAUGCACAGAGCAUGGUCCACAGAGCACGAUGUACAGAGCAUGAUGCACAGAGCAUGGUCCACAGAGCACGAUGUACAGAGCAUGAUGCACAGAGCAUGGUCCACAGAGCAUGAUGCACAGAGCAUGGUCCACAGAGCUCGAUGCACAGAGCACGGUCCACAGAGCGUGGUCCACAGAACAUAGUCCACAGAGCAUGAUCCACAGAGCAUAGUCCACAGAGCACGGUCCACAGAGCACGAUCCACAAUGCAUAGUCCACAGAGCCCGAUGCACAGAGCACGGUCCACAGAGCGUGAUCCACAGAGCAUGAUCCACAGAACAUGGUCCACAGAGCAUGAUCCACAGAGCAUGAUCCACAGAGCAUUAUCCACAGAGCAUGAUCCACAGAGCACGGUCCACAGAGCAUGAUCCACAGAGCAUGAUCCACAGAGCAUGAUCCACAGAGCAUGAUCCACAGAGCAUGGUCCACAGAGCAUGAUCCACAGAGCAUGAUCCACAGAACAUGAUCCACAGAGCACGAUCCACAGAGCAUGAUCCACAGAGCAUGGUCCACAGAGCAUGAUCCAUGGAGCAUGAUCCACAGAGCAUGAUCCACAGAACAUGGUCCACAUAGCAUGAUCCACAGAGCAUUUACACAAGUGGUAAGUGCAUUUUACAAAGGGCCAUGAAGCUGCACGCACUGCACGUGCAGCAGCUCUAUGAACGGUAUUAAAGUGCAGGGGCUUUGAUUGGCUGGCAUCUGCGUCAAUUGAACAGUGACAAUUCAACAAAAUGCCAAGAUUGACAGAAGUGCAAAGAAACAACGACAUAGGCCGCUUGCAGGCAGGGGAAUCCCGAUCAGCUGUAGCCAGGGUUUUCAAUGUAGGGUAUGGCCUCAACUGCGAUGGAGGGAUGUCUAGUUCAGCGUUGAAUCAAGACUUCUCCUCCGUCGAGGAGGAGCACGGAUCUACAGACGUCGGGGAGAACGUAACCCCGGAAACUGCGUACAAGAAGUGGACAGAUUUGGUGGGGGUAGCGUUAUGAUGUGGGCGGCUAUCUCUCAUCAUGGCAGGACAGGUUUGGUCGAUAUCAAGGGCAAUCUUACGGCUUAACGAUACAUCAACGAAAUUCUCCCACCACACGUCCUGCCAAAUGCAACCAACGGCAACGGUGUAUUCCAGCAGGACAACGCUUGAUCGCAUACAGCACGAAUCACAACAGCCUGUCUACACAACAACAACGUUGAUGUUCUCCCCUGGCCCUCCAGAUCCAGAUUUGAAUUCGACAGAGCACCCGUGGGAUGAAUUGAAUAGACGGCUACGCCGACGUCAACCACAAACCCAGACGUUGCAGCAGUUGUCUUUUGCGUUGCAGGCCGAGUUGGCUACCAUUCCCAAGGAUGUGAUUCGCAUAGUCGUCUCUUCCAUAGGCAGAAGGUGUCAGGCCGCUAUCGAUUCCAACGGGGCACAUACGCGUUGGUAGCUGACCUUCACCUUUGACUUUUUCUAUGUACCCAUAACUGAGAUGACUACAAUCACCAAAAUAUAAUUAAUGUUCUCUCCACAUCAUUUUGGCUCAAUACCUUGUACGGUUCCUCGU
Messenger RNA from Haliotis rufescens (red abalone), 3426 nucleotides. RefSeq names its product sodium- and chloride-dependent glycine transporter 2-like. Gene Ontology annotation, cellular component: membrane. Lineage: Eukaryota; Metazoa; Mollusca; Gastropoda; Lepetellida; Haliotidae. The transcript has 13 exons. The coding region runs from base 1 to 1836 and encodes 611 amino acids. Gene Ontology annotation, biological process: sodium ion transmembrane transport. The record is from RefSeq and is a predicted model, not a curated record.